This is a messenger RNA of Ambispora gerdemannii, 1386 nucleotides long. Lineage: Eukaryota; Fungi; Glomeromycota; Glomeromycetes; Archaeosporales; Ambisporaceae. The record is from the annotation of a GenBank genome assembly.
AUGUCUCUAUACGGUGACUUGCCUCCUCCAACCCAAAAUGGAACCUCUGAACAAGAAGAGAAGAAUGAGCUUUUAUCGCAGGCACAGGCUUCUGCCUCUUCUAAAGGUCAAACCAAAUCUGCUCUCCCAGCGGGUUGGGCUUCAGCUUCCCUGCGAUUUGUGCCACCUAUCCAAAGGAAACCUACUGUGCAAGCGAAACCUAAGCUUACGCCGCGAGCACCGGCAACUUCACCACCUGGGUCUGUGGCUGCUCAGACAGAUAAAGCAAGUUCUUCACCUGCUGCUGCUGUUCCUCGUGCUUCUUCCUCAAAAAAUAAGCAACAGCAACAACAACCUAAUCUGCUGGAAGACGUGAACCAGAGUAAAUUGAAUAUAAGGAGUAAUCGUGCUGCUGCACGAAAUUUAUUUGACAAAAAUAAGAAAGGUGUUAAGGGAGUAAGACAAGCGCCGUUAUCGCUGGAAGAUGACUAUGAUCCGACAAAACCAAACGAUUACGAAGAAUAUAAGGAACUUGAAAAACGUCGUAGAGAAGAGGAAGCUCUUAGUCAAGCAGAAAAACGAUUUCGUUCUCCAAGUUAUGACGGUGAAAAACGUGCCAGCCCUCGAUAUUUUCCGCCACCAUCUUUAUAUUCAUCUGAAUCAUCGCCGUCUUCUAAAACAAGUGAUUUAGUAGAAGAUACUGUUAUCGAACGUCAACCGCCUGCUCAUAUAGACUUAGACAUCUCUGGCGAGGAAGCAUUCUUACGAAGAGCGCGAUUGAGUAACCACAACAAUGUUGUAUCUCGGGAUGUAAUAUCUCCACGAAAAUCUCCUGAACAUCGUUCGACUUCUGGAUUAGGUUCUGAAGAUUUUGCUCAUCGUAUGCUUGCUAAAUAUGGGUGGCAGGAAGGACAAGGACUUGGAAAGAGUGAGCAAGGAAUUAGUGAGCCAUUGAUGGUACAGAAAACGGAUUAUCGAUCGGGUAAAACCGAAGGUAUGAACAUCUCCAAUAUUGGAAACUAUUCUAAAAAUUAUCAAACAAAAGAAGAACUUUCUCGGGUUAUAUUGUUGACAAAUAUGGUUGGUCCGGGAGAAGUAGAUGAUACUCUUCAGGAAGAAACUGCAGACGAAUGUAACGAAAAAUAUGGAACAGUUGAACGUUGUUUAAUAUUUGAGGUGCCUCAUGGAAAGCUUCCUGACGACGAAGCAGUGAGGAUUUUUGUUAAAUUUGUUGAACAGGAAGCAGCAACUAAAGCCAAAAUGGACCUUAAUGGCCGAUUUUUUGGUGGUCGUGCUGUUACUGCACGGUUUUUCGAUCAAUCAAGAUUCGAUAAAUUAGAUUUGGCCCCAUCGGCAGCUGAAUUACAAAAAGCGCGACAACGUGAUAAUAUUGGCGAAUUGAAAUAA